AUGUCAUUUGAAAGGCCAAGUGUUUAUUCUGCUCCAGUUUUACAAGGAGAUGAUCCAGAUGAUAAUUCUUUCAAUGAAAUUACAAGAGCAUUCAGAUCUUUUAUUUUAGAGUUCAGAUUGGAUUCCCAAUUUAUAUAUAGAGAUCAAUUGAGGGAAAAUUUAUUAUUAAAUAAUUAUUAUUUGAAAGUCGAUAGUGAACAUAUAAUUGGCUUCAAUGAUGAAUUGAACAAGAAAUUGACGGAUGACCCGUCUGAAAUGAUACCAUUGUUUGAAAAUGCUAUUACAGAUAUUGCGAAAAGAAUUGCUUAUUUAUCAAAAGAUGAAGUACCAAAUAAUUUCCCAACUUGUCAACUAAUUUUAUAUUCGCAAGCCAAUAAAGUAAGUAUUAGAAACUUAGAUUCUGAACAUAUCGCGAAAAUAGUGAGAAUAAGUGGUAUAAUUAUUUCAGCGUCAGUAUUAUCAUCUAGAGCUACUCAGGUUCAAUUAAUAUGUCGUCAAUGUAAGCAUACUAUGCAAAUGAAAAUAAAAAAUGGGUUUGGAUCAAUUCAAUUACCAAAAUGUCAGAGUCCUCAUAAUGCUGAUCCAAAUUCAACUCAAGACAAAUGUCCACUAGAUUCAUAUGUCAUCGAUCAUGAUAAAUCCACAUUCGUAGAUCAACAAGUUUUAAAAUUACAAGAAGCUCCUGAUAUGGUUCCAGUUGGUGAAAUGCCUCGUCAUAUAUUGUUACAAAGCGAUAGAUAUUUAACAAAUCAAGUUGUUCCAGGGACAAGAGUUACUAUUGUUGGUAUUUAUUCCAUUUUCCAAGCAAAAGUUCAAGGUAAAGACAAGUCCGGAGCAAGCAGUGUAGCUAUUAGAAAUCCUUAUUUGAAAGUUUUGGGUUAUCAAACAGAUCUUGAUAGCGGAGCAAAUGGUCAAGGUAUAAUUUUUAGUGAAGAAGAAGAAGAAGAAUUUUUGAAAUUGUCAAGAAUGUCUAAUUUAUAUGAAGUGUUUGCAAAUUCCAUCGCUCCAUCAAUUUAUGGUAAUCAAGAUAUUAAAAAAGCUAUAACAUGUUUGCUCAUGGGUGGAUCGAAAAAAAUUUUACCCGAUGGUAUGAGACUUAGAGGAGAUAUUAAUGUUUUGUUACUUGGUGAUCCUGGUACUGCUAAAUCUCAAUUAUUAAAAUUUGUUGAAAAAAUUGCACCAAUUUCCGUUUAUACAUCUGGUAAAGGUUCAUCAGCUGCAGGUUUAACCGCAUCUGUGCAAAGGGAUCCACAAACAAGAGAUUUCUAUCUAGAAGGUGGUGCUAUGGUUUUAGCUGAUGGAGGUGUGGUUUGUAUCGAUGAAUUUGAUAAGAUGAGAGAUGAAGAUAGAGUGGCUAUACAUGAAGCUAUGGAGCAACAAACUAUAUCUAUUGCAAAAGCUGGUAUUACUACAAUUUUAAAUUCAAGAACUUCUGUUUUAGCUGCUGCAAACCCUGUAUAUGGUAGGUAUGACGAAUUUAAAUCACCUGGUGAAAACAUUGAUUUCCAAAGUACAAUUUUAUCAAGAUUUGAUAUGAUUUUUAUUGUCAAAGACGAUCAUAAUGAAAGAAGGGAUAUUUCAAUUGCACAACAUGUUAUGAAUGUACAUGCAGGUGGAAAAACUCAAGAAUUACAACAAGAAGGUGAAAUACCUAUUGAAACUAUGAAAAGAUAUAUUCAGUAUGUUAAGUUAAGAUGUGCACCAAGAUUAACUGCAGAGGCUUCUGAAAGAUUGUCAUCACAUUUUGUAUCUAUCAGAAGAAGACUACAAAUUAAUGAAAGUGAAAUGAAUGAAAGAUCUUCCAUUCCAAUUACGGUCCGUCAGUUAGAAGCUAUUAUACGUAUAACUGAAUCUUUAGCUAAAUUGAGAUUGAGUCCAAUUGCAACUGAAGAGCAUGUGGAAGAAGCUAUUAGGUUAUUUACUGCUUCUACAAUGGAUGCUGUGGAUCAAGGUGUAGGAAAUAUAAAUGAUGCUUCUUUGAAUGCUGAAAUUAAAAAAGUAGAACAAGAGUUAAGAAGAAGAUUACCUAUUGGAUGGUCCACUGCUUACAGAACUUUAAGAAAAGAAUUUGUUGAUUCUGGAAAAGCUAGUAGUUCUGCUUUAGAAAAGGCAUUAUAUAUCAUGGAAAGACAUGAUGUUAUUAAAUUUAGACAUCAAGGUCAAAACAUAUUAAGAGUUGGUGUAUAG
Messenger RNA from Lodderomyces pseudojiufengensis, 2187 nucleotides. It is a transcript of the gene CDC46, whose product is annotated as MCM DNA helicase complex subunit. Gene Ontology annotation, biological process: DNA replication initiation; double-strand break repair via break-induced replication; DNA replication. Gene Ontology annotation, cellular component: MCM complex; nucleus. Lineage: Eukaryota; Fungi; Ascomycota; Pichiomycetes; Serinales; Debaryomycetaceae. The coding region runs from base 1 to 2187 and encodes 728 amino acids. The record is from RefSeq and is a predicted model, not a curated record. Gene Ontology annotation, molecular function: single-stranded DNA binding; DNA replication origin binding; 3'-5' DNA helicase activity. The transcript has a single exon.